UUAGUGUUGAUACGAAAGAAAGUGGUAUUGAAGUGGUGAUUUGCAGUGCCGUGCCGUGCCGUGUGAUAUUGACCGCCGUAGCCAUCGCAAGCGUUCCUGAUUCGCUAAUAAUUACUGCGAUACAGCAGCACCGAAACGGCGUAUACAACAGCAACGGCUAUACAACAGCAGUUGCUUCCGUGUGUGUUAUUUAAAAAAGGUGAAAACAUAAAAUCGUCACGGUGGAGAACUUCUACCUUAGAAUGGAUCCUACGCGAGGUGACUCGCGCUAUAACCUCAAUUACCCCAUGAGCGGCAUCGGCCUGAGUUUGGCCGAUCAGGCCGAUAUCUAUGGUGGUAAUCCAGCGGCUGUUAGUGCGCUCGGCGGUCGACCACCAUCGGGCGGACUCAUACAGCCGAUGGGCGGUGGCGCUGGCAUAGGAUUCAGUUCCCGUUCGAGUGGCCUCAUGCCCAACAGCUCACAGUGUCAAUCCUUGGUUACUGGCACAUCCAAUAGUGCGGGCGGUAAUACGAGCCAUCAGCGUGGUAUCAAACGGGCUGGCUCUGAUUGCUAUGAAGAUCAUCAUCGUAGUAGUAGUGCUGCGGGUAUGUCAUCACAAGCGUUACAAGGACUUGAUUGUGUUGGAGGCAGUGGGCAACAAAGUGCACAGCAGCAACAGCAACAGCAACAACAACAACAACAGCAACAGCAGAGUCAAGUGAGUGGCAAUGUGCCCGAUGUGGUGGACGACAGCUACACAGCGUUGCAAAAUAAAAAAUCACCUCCUGCCAAUGGCAAGAAAACAAAAGGGCGAGUCAAAAUCAAAAUGGAAUAUAUAGAUAAUAAAUUGCGUAGAUAUACGACAUUUUCAAAACGCAAAACUGGCAUCAUGAAAAAGGCGUACGAGCUCUCUACAUUAACUGGCACACAAGUGAUGCUGCUAGUCGCCUCAGAGACUGGGCACGUUUAUACGUUCGCCACCCGCAAAUUACAACCAAUGAUCACAUCAGAGGCUGGUAAACAACUAAUACAAACAUGUCUUAAUUCACCAGAUCCGCCCAGUGUGGGCGGUGGUGAUCAACGUAUGUCAGCGACUGGCUUCGAAGAGACCGAACUAAGCUAUAACAUAGCAGACGAGGACUCAAAAGAAGGUAGAUCACCCCUCUCUUCUGGCAAUGAAUCAGACGAUUCAUCCGACGCCGAAUCGCCGGGACCCGCCUUGCAAGCAACCAAAAGUCAAGCCGCAAUAUCCGAAGCGAGUGCGCAGGAUUGCAGUAGGCAGCAAACAGCGGCCACUACAUCCGUCGCUGCAGCGAAUGCGGCCAAAAAUAUUGCCUAUGCCGCCGUCGCCGAGGACUUGACACCAAGCAGCAGCUCAUCAGCUGUUGGUGAAACGAGAACCAAACACAAUACGAAUGCACAGCAGGAAAUACAACCAACAACAGACGCACCUUCAACAACAGCUGAGGCCUUAACCUAUUCAGCUGCAACGCUAUCUAGUCUGCCGCAGGAUAUGCUCUUAAAGCUAAUACAAUCUGGUCACUUGCAAUUGCAUACUGAAGAAGAUGGAAGCGGACAACAGUAUAUUUCGAUACCUUUAUCGACGAACGCUGCGCAAACAUUGAAGUCAACGAAGGAUGUGCAUGCAAGAGCUGGCCUUUUGGAGGCCAAGGAUAUGCGUUUGAAAGAAACAAAAUCAGAGCAGCGACAGCAGCAGCAAACUUUGAAAGCUGCAACAGCAAGCAAUAAUGCUGCUGUAAACUCAGCUGCUAUGAUGAUAAAGCAAGAGCUUGAUUGAAUACAAAAUGUUGAUUCAACACAAAGACUUGAUGCUUGCCGAAAAAAAAAAUGAAACAAAAAAAAAACGAAAAACAAAGUGUGAGAGAUAGUUAAAGCAGUUUUUAUAAUUUUAAUUAAAAUGUAAAUUCAGUUUUAUCUAAGCAGAAAAAAGUGUAAUACCUUGUUCUAUAAGUGUAUGUACUUAUGUGCUUACGGUGGUGGUCAAAACAUAUGGAACUACAUCACUGGCACUUUUCUGCACUUUGCACCAAAAAUUUAAUAGAAGCAAAAAAAAAAUUCGAAAAUUGGGCUCAACUAGUCUCUUGCAAAUUUUAUUAGCUUUCAUUAAAAUUUUUUUUUAUCAAAUUGGUUGAGAAAUGAAGGCUCCAGUGAAUUAUGAACAUAAAAUCCCAUUUAUUGACCACUGUGCGGGCCAGGUAUGAGAUCUCAAUAAAUAAUAUUGGUGCAUACACUUUUAUUUGGCCGAGUUCUCCUCCAAUUUGUGGUGUGCCCUUAUGUUACAAAAAACAAAAAGAAGGAGCUACAAUUCUAUGCCGCCACCAAACGGCGAAUCGUUUGUUAUUGGCCAGACUUUAGAAAAUAUUCGUUUCAGUUUCAUAUGUUUUGACCCUCACUGCGUACGUACAUAUACAGCACAUUAGUGUUCCUAAAUUAUUUUCCGCGAUAAUCGAGCGUCUCAAAGAAAACCAAGCAAUCCACAUGCCAGGAACUUGAAUAUGAAAGUUAUUGUUAAAUAGUUUUGUUACUUUCUUCUUCUUCUUGUAUUUCGAAGCCAAAUUUAAUAAACCUAAAUAUUUAUACCUACUUAUCAAAAAUAUAUAUACAUAGAUGAUGGAGCAUUACUCAUAUGCGUGAGUUACUUAAUAGUGCCAUCAAGACCAAUUUCGAACCAAUUUUGGUUAUUUCACACAUCUUUUUCUAAGAUACAUUCUAUUUAAAAAAGCCCUUUUUUCAUCAUAUUUUGCAUGCACCUACAUGUAUUUUAUACAUACUACUCUGUAUAUACUUGCAACAAUUUGCACUUUUAAUAUUACUCAUGCAUCCAUCAUCACUUCAUUAUUAAUUUUUCCAACGCUUCAAAUAUGAAUAUGUAGUUUAAUUGCCACAUUCUCAAUUUCCAAUUGUCCAUAACUAAUUUGGCUUAUUCAGAACUUAGAUAUUUAUUUUAUGACAUUAUUUUCCUAUUGAUUAUGAAUUUUUGUCGUGCAAAUAGUUAAUAACGCCGCCGCCCGCACUGCGCAUACGCACUCAUUCAUUGAAGACUCAUUUAGCAUUCGCAGCGUAUGGCGCGACGUUGGCGCGCAUGCACAUGCGCCGCUUAUCAUGCUUAUCCCGUAUGAAAACCCUAUAUAGUACAUACAUAUAUCCACACAACAAAUAUGCACCGGAUGAAAUGGCACUAACGCGUUUCCCGUAGCUCUAAACCAAUAAUACAAUAUAAUCUAUGUAAAUGUACAACUAUAUGCUCAUACAACCACGUAUAUUAUGUUUGUUUGUGUCUAUGUAUGUAUGAAUUUGUUUUGCGAUUAUUACGCAUUAUUAAUAUGGAAUUUGUGUAUGCAAAUAUUGUCGUCGACAUUCUCCCGAAAUGGUAACACAAAUUUUCUGCCAAUUUCUUUAUUUUAUUUCAUUUAUUUAUUUUUUAUUACUACGAGUAUUAUAUUAAAUUUGUUUGUUUUAUGUGGGUGGAGAUGUGGUGCUGUGCGCAUACACUGACACAUACAUAUCUACCUGUUUGCAUAUCUACAUAUAUACAAUGGCAGUCGUUCCAAAUGCAAGACAGGUUAGCUUAAUAACAUUUACAGUAUCCACCACCACCACCAUUGAUUGCUGUUAUGGAUGCUUUGUUUUGCGGCAGUUUCAUCCAGAUUUCACUCUCGUUGACAAGUGUUUCUACAGAAAAGGGCAAUUGCAAGUUUUAGAAACUGCAAUUAAUAUUUUUUUUUUUUGCUUUUUAUUCGUUUCUUUUUUUAAUGUAUUCUUCCAAGCUUUUUAAGGUGUGGCGCUGAUUUCAUGGUAUUAUUUUUAAUCAACUCAAUCUAAUUUGGUAAUUUAUACUACGGGUAAUUUGUUGCUUUCUCUUUCAGAGACUUAGUUAUUAUUAUUAUUAUUUUUUGCUGAAAGCAAAUAAAAUUUUUAGAGUGCUAAAUUUAUUUAAAAUACUACCCACUAGUUCUUAAAUCUCCAAACAAACAAAAUAUUUCUAAAUGCUGUUAUCUAUUUUAUAGCGAAAAAGAUUAUACUUUUAAGUCGAAAUCGUGUGAAUGCGAAAUCCAAGUAAAAAUUUUUCGGAAUUAGUUUUUUAAUGUAAUUUGCACGGCGAAACUAGAUUGCAAUGCCACAUCUUAAAAAAUACGGAAUCUUUUGGAUUGUUCCGAAUAGCUUUGACAGCAUUUCUUAUUUUUAAAUAAAUAUUUUUGUUUAAAUUAA
Molecule: messenger RNA, 4210 nt
Organism: Rhagoletis pomonella (apple maggot)
Lineage: Eukaryota; Metazoa; Arthropoda; Insecta; Diptera; Tephritidae
Gene: bs
Product: serum response factor homolog
Exons: 4
Coding region: 243-1778 (511 amino acids)
Biological process (GO): positive regulation of transcription by RNA polymerase II
Molecular function (GO): RNA polymerase II cis-regulatory region sequence-specific DNA binding; protein dimerization activity; DNA-binding transcription factor activity, RNA polymerase II-specific
Source: RefSeq, a predicted model, not a curated record